Molecule: messenger RNA, 5066 nt
Organism: Branchiostoma belcheri (Belcher's lancelet)
Lineage: Eukaryota; Metazoa; Chordata; Leptocardii; Amphioxiformes; Branchiostomatidae
Product: phosphatidylinositol 4-kinase beta-like
Exons: 18
Coding region: 365-2989 (874 amino acids)
Biological process (GO): phosphatidylinositol-mediated signaling; phosphatidylinositol phosphate biosynthetic process
Cellular component (GO): cytoplasm; membrane
Molecular function (GO): 1-phosphatidylinositol 4-kinase activity
Source: RefSeq, a predicted model, not a curated record
UUUUUAUAUAGGGGUAUAAUUUGCAAAAACUAACACUUAAAAAAUAGAUGCGGUGUUUCUGAAACCCCUUAAACAGCCUUGAGGGGUGGACGUGCCACUGCGAAGGCUGGCUCGUACACAGCACAGCUAGCUGCAGGCGGAGUAGACUGGAGACAGGCGGGCCCGAGGGAAAAUUUCGCCGUAGAUGUAGCGUCCUUGCACCGAUCACCUAGUCUGCAAAGUAACGAAGCUAACCAGGUAUGUGCAGAUAGCUGUGUGUUACAGAAAUGAGCAACCAUAUCACUGGAGAGUGCCAGAGAACGCAAUACCAAUAGUAUCAACCCAUGCUCUGAAUAAAACCGGUUCAAACUCGAUCGACAGAACCAUGGCCGACAUACAGGAACAGGACUGCGGCACGUUGCCCGUGGUUACGAAGGAACAACAACAACAACACGACAACAACACCAGCCAAAACAACAACAGGCAUACCGAGGAAAACCACCAAAACGUCGCCGCGAAGUUGUCAAACUCCGAGAAAACGGGAGGUUUACAGGAAGGCGUUACGUGCCAGUGUGGCGGAGAUUCGACCAAUCAAGACACACACGUGAACGGCGCCGAAUCAUUGGCCAAAAGGGCGGCAAAUCUCCACCUAGAGUUGGACCUAGCCGAAGUAAUCAUAGACAAACACAAGGAACACACGAGACACUCGAGAAGUAAAGAAGAAGACACUGUGCCGCCCCCUAAACAGUCCUGGCUGCUGAGACUGUUUGAGUCCAAAAUGUUUGACAUGUCCAUUGCCAUAUCUUACCUGUAUAACUCAAAGGAGCCGGGGGUACAGGCAUAUAUCGGGAACAAAAUGUUCAGUUUUCUGGAGGAGGAUGUAGAUUUCUACCUGCCUCAGCUGUUAAACAUGUAUAUCCACAUGGGAGAGGACAUGGCUGACGCACUGCACCCGUACAUAGUCGCAAGGUGUCGUGGAGGUAUAAACUUCUCACUACAGUCAUCCUGGUUACUGGGAGCUUUCUCUGCGGACGCUAGACGACAUUCAAGGGGUAUCAAGUUGCGUAAGUUGAUACUGUCGGAGGAACUGCGUCCGGUCCGUACCAAACGGGAGGUCCUGAGGCUCCCCAGUCCGACCAGCCCGACGACUUCUCCGACAAAACGCACGCAUCAGCGCUCACGGUCCGACUUCGCGGCGGCCAUGAUGACAGGUCCGGCCGCCCUCCCCAGUAUCAAGCGUAGUAACAGCAUCAGUAAGGUCACGACGGGUGACCUCACCACCGGCCGCGCCUUCGACUCGGGCUGCACGUGCUUCGACAGUUCCAUGGGCGUCAUGAACGACUUGUUCGGAAAACCUACAGAAUGUGUCUGCAAUGCCCCUCGUCUACAGCCCAUGAGAGAGUUUAUAAACGCCCUGAUGGCCAUAGGCAGCAGACUGCAGGGUCUAGCCACCAGGGAACUCAGAACGUCCAGAUUGUACGCGGAGCUAUCGUUGUUGAACCUGAACCUGCCGGCGCGCGUGUGGCUGCCGUGUCAUCCCCCGCAGCAUCACGUGGUCCGCAUACCGCACUCCGCAGCCGUCGUGCUCAACUCUAAAGACAAAGCUCCAUACCUGAUCUAUGUAGAAGUUCUGGAGUGUGAAGAUGCCAACACUUGUCCUGUUCCAACCAAGAUACUGGAGAACACACUAAGGUAUACGAGGUCAGAGGAAAAUCUGCAGGAGUAUUUCAACUCAGACAGUCCAGUUCAUGCCUUCACGGUCCACCCUAACUUUGACCAGGACGAUGACUGCUGGUCACAGGACGACAUCGACCUGCAGCUGCAGUACGGGGACACACAGUUGGAGACAGGAACAGAGUUAGACAGGGAUGAACAUGAUGAGACUAUCCAUGGCAGCCCCACGACCCUCAAUAGUGACGAUGACUCAAAAACUGACGACACUAAACCCACGCGAAAGAAAUUAUGGUUUUGGAAUAAGAAAUCCGUGUCCAGUGACAGCGUGUCUCAGUUUUCCAUCGAGAGCUCCACGAGUAACGACAGCAGAGAGCCACAGUACAUCGCCGCCGCUGACGUCAGAAGAAGACUGUCGGAAAACCUGACAACACCUCCAACCAAGUUCAAGCGUGACCCAGAAGAUCCAUCAGCCGCUGCUCUCAAGGAACCCUGGGAAGACAAAGUGCGUAGGAUCCGCGCCACGUCGCCCUACGGACACUUCCCCAACUGGAGGCUCCUGUCUGUCAUCAUCAAGUGUGGGGACGACCUGAGACAAGAACUGCUCGCUUUCCAAGUCCUCAAACAACUACAGAACAUCUGGAAAGAAGAGCACGUCCCACUCUGGGUCCGUCCCUACCACAUCAUCGUGACGUCCGCGGAUAACGGAAUGAUCGAGCCGGUUCUGAACGCGGUCUCGCUGCACCAGAUCAAGAAGCACAGCCAGCUCUCGCUCUUCAACUACUUCCUCCGCGAGUUCGGAGACACCAACUCAGAGGAGUUCCUCACGGCACAGAAGAACUUUGUACAGAGCUCUGCAGCGUAUUCCCUGGUUUCUUACCUGCUGCAGGUUAAAGACAGACACAACGGGAACAUUCUGUUGGACAUGGAGGGUCAUGUCAUCCAUAUCGACUUCGGCUUUAUCCUGUCCAGUUCACCACGCAACCUUGGCUUUGAAAGCUCGCCGUUCAAACUCACGCACGAGUUUGUGGAGGUGAUGGGUGGCCUGAAUGGAGACAUGUUUAAGUACUACAAGAUCCUGAUGCUACAAGGGUUCAUCGCUGCACGCAAACACAUGGACAAGGUGGUGCAACUGAUCGAGAUCAUGCAGACAGGUUCCCAGUUGCCAUGUUUUAAGAAUGGUGUGAGCACGGUGCGGGGCCUGCGCGACCGCUUUCACAUGAACCUGACGGAGGAACAGCUGCAGCUGUAUGUGGACAGCAUGGUGGAGUCCAGCAUGCACUCUCUCACCACCAAGCUGUACGACGGAUUCCAGUACAUCACCAACGGCAUAUUCUAGAACCAUCACUGUCAACUCUAUCUUCUAGAACUUUGUUUAGCAAUGGCAUUUUCUGGAACAACCCAAUCACCAAUGGGAUAUUCUAGUACAGUCAUUGCCAAUGGCAUCUUCUAAAACUCGUUUAACAAUCAUUUAUGGCAUCUUUUAGAAUAACCCAAUCACCAAUUGUAUAUUCUAGAACAAACACUUUCUUCACCAAUUGUAUCUUCUAGAACUGUUUAAUUUUGGGAUCUUCUAGAACAACCCAAUUACGGACAGCAUAUUCUAGAACAAUCACUGUCAUUGCCAAAUGGCAUAUUCUAGAACUCUGUUUAACAAUGGGAUAUUCUAGAACAAACACUGUCUUCGCCAACUGUAUCUUGAAGUUCUAGAACUAAAUAUCAUUGCUAGUGGAAUCUUUAAAAAUCCUUAGUUCACCAUCAAGAUCUUCUAGAACAAUCCUGUUACAAGUAGAAUCUUCUAGAACAAAUGCAUUGCCAGUAGAAUAUUUUAGAACAAUUUUAUCAAAAACAGCAUAUUCUAGAACAGACACUCCCAUUGUCAACAAAAUCUUCUAGAACCCUGUAUUUACCAAAUGGAAUUUUCGAAUCUAGAAGAUUACAUUUAGUUCAACAAUGGAAUCUUUUAAAACACCUAUAACAUUGCCAACAGAAUAUUCUACAACACUAGCAUUGCCAAAUCGACUUCUAGAACAAUCCUUUCACCAAUAGAGUCUUCUAGAACACACUGAUUUCUAGUUUUCUAGAACAAUUCUAUCAUCAAUUGAAUCUUCUAAGUUCUAGAACAAACUCCUUUCCUUUGGACUAGAAUAUGGGAAAAUGGUUACUGUGUGCAGAAAAUAACUAGGGAUGUAUAGGUGGAAAAAGUAUGUACCAAGUGUUGUGAAAAUGCAAAUUGAAAGGAAUUUUGAGUAUAGAAGAUGAACGUGUAAAAGUUGGGUCCCUAACUUUAAAGGUAAAUAAGGGAGUGAAGGGAAGAAGUAUAUUGAAAUUGUCGAUCCUUUAUUGCUGUGAAAGAAAAGUGAUAUUAAACUCAACACUAUAAGGUGCUGCGAGAAACACAUUCUUGGGUCCCCAAGCAUUCAAACAGAUUGUAUGAAUUUCAAACAUCUGUUAGCCUGGUAUUCAGCCUAUUCUGGCUAUGGUUUGUUCCAACUAUUGCUUCAACACAGAAUAGUCUGGAUACCAGGCUACCAAAUCUGUAAGGAUUUGAAUGUAUAUUAAAUGUUUGUUAGGUUCUCUCAACGUGGAAGAUGCUCAUGCAAGUUACAAUGCAAACUACUCUGUAGCCUUAAAGGCUGUUGCUUCUUUUACUAGUUAUCACAUUUAUGAUAUUGUACAUAAACAUCAUAUAAAUAAUGUUAUUCAGUCAUGUACUGAAAUUUACAAUUGACAAUGUAAGAAUAACACAGGUCCAUGCAUGUUAUACUGAUAAACUAUAGAAAUUUUCAAGGUUUGCUAUCCAUGACUGAGAACUACAGACUGAUGUAAUGUUGCACUGUUAGGGUCAUCGGGUAUCUGACCUUUGACCUGACAAGGUGAUCCAUGAUUGGUCGAAACUAUUUCCUCUUAACUUUGUUUCCAACGGUCAUUCUUUCCACUUGGGUCAAAUGGGAAAAUAAUCUACAAGUGCAGAAGUGGUCACAAUAGUGCUCUUGAUUGGCUGCUGAGUUUAAUUUGCAUAUGUAGAUCAGAGAGGACCAUGCAUCUGAUUGGUCCAUGUAAGUUACAUGUACGCCUUUCGUACUAAUUUUGACCAAUUUGAGACUUCUUCAGAAAAAUGCUUGAAUGUACCUUUUAUAGUAAGAGAACAGGUGGCAGAAAUAACAUAAAAUGCUUCUUCUCUCCCUCUAUACAAAAAGAAAACCAGAGUUACAGUGUACUAUAUGGGAAAAGACUUGUACACUAAUGUCUUAACACUCUUUGCUAAUGUCUAAUGUAUAUUCAAUGUUAAAUAUAUUGAUAAAUGAUAAAUAAGCUUUGACUCUACCCUAUGGACCAUGCUGUGAAUAUGUGAAGAAAUGAUGCAAUUUACGUCAUAGAAUAAACACGGUUUUAAGGGACUUCCUGGUCAAGUU